CAGCCAGCCACUCCAAAUAAAAUAAGCAUACAGGCUUAGUUCACACCCCAAUUCAGCCACGAAGCAGAACAGUAUUGCUUUAACAUGAUGUUUCGAAAUUUUUUGUUUACCAUAGUUCUCGUUGCUCUCCAUGGUGUUGUAACAGGUGAACUAUUGUGCUAUUCUUGUAUCAGUCAAGGAGGUGGAGACGAUACUUGCGUAACAAAUCCGGCUGCCGUAACAACUAAUACUCCAAUUGUAAAAUGCAAAUACAAAUUUUGCACAAUACGCCGUCUCGAAUAUGCGUCCGAACCUGGAAUGAUUUAUAGUUUCUUACGUGGUUGCGAGGAUGAACCGCUUCCAAACGGAGAAAAUCCUGGCGAGGAUAUCACAGUGUGGGCGCAAUCAUGUAACUUUGCAGACUUGUGCAAUGUUGGUGAUGGACUUGAAGAGAUAACACCGGAUAACAUUGGUUCGAGCGGAGGGGAUAACUCAAAUGUCAUAAUCGUACCGGCGUCAGCCAAUGCUUUGAAAAUUGAAAAAAUGUUCGUCGUUAUUGCGGCCUUACUCAUGGUUUUCUAUCGUCGUCAUUUUUACAGGCUUUAGAAAUUGUCUAAUAAGGCCUUGCAAUAGCUAUACAUUUGAAAAUUUUAUUAACGUUUUAGUUUUUUAGCUCAUAACACUGUAAGUUCGGUCUAACGCAUAUUAAACGUAAAAACAAUGCAUUUAUGUUUUUGCUCUUGCUAUUAAUUCCCCCCUCCCUGUUUGAUUACAGGUUUGUUCUUUAACAUAAUUUUUGGGAUGUUGAUGUCGCCAUUCUUAUUGUUUCGUUUUGAUAACAACAAACAAAGAGCGACUACUACUGAAUCAUUCUAAAGUAUUACGUACCCACCCUGAUAAGCACCACAGAGCAUAAGAAUAAAUAAAAUCUUACACUUUUCCUCGAGAUUACGCUGACGGUAGAGUUUCUCCAUCUUCAAUAGAUUCAGAGAUUAGAAUAGAUCAUACCACUUCAAAAGAAGAAAAUAGACGAGUGUCAUAUUUCGGGA
Daphnia carinata is the source of this 1028-nucleotide messenger RNA. RefSeq lists its product as uncharacterized. The transcript has 3 exons. Bases 85 to 585 code for a protein of 166 amino acids. The record is from RefSeq and is a predicted model, not a curated record. NCBI's taxonomy places the organism in Eukaryota, Metazoa, Arthropoda, Branchiopoda, Diplostraca, Daphniidae.